This is a messenger RNA of Fusarium fujikuroi IMI 58289, 318 nucleotides long. RefSeq lists its product as uncharacterized. The record is from RefSeq and is a predicted model, not a curated record. Bases 1 to 318 code for a protein of 105 amino acids. Lineage: Eukaryota; Fungi; Ascomycota; Sordariomycetes; Hypocreales; Nectriaceae. The transcript has a single exon.
AUGUACCUCUGCUGUACCUUCUGCAACCCAACCCAGGCCCAUCCUCAUGCAACGUGGAACGGUCCGGCGCGCCAGGGAGAGCUUGACUUGUUCAUUCUGAUUACCCGUCGAGUCGGAUCAUCUGGUUACGAAGCAACUUUUGUGUUUUCUGUUUCCAUUGUGACGGUGAUACUGCGAUGUGAUGUAGUUGACUACUACCGAAAGCCACGAGAUGUGAUGAGAAAUAAUGGCUUUGAGAUUAAGACAACUUCGCGCUUCAAGGAUGAGACACACGGCUGUCUGUGGAGAAAGGGUCCUGGUGACAUUAACUCAACAUAA